Aureobasidium musti is the source of this 1347-nucleotide messenger RNA. NCBI's taxonomy places the organism in Eukaryota, Fungi, Ascomycota, Dothideomycetes, Dothideales, Saccotheciaceae. The record is from the annotation of a GenBank genome assembly.
AUGCGUUAUUCAUGCUAUGCUCUUCCUAUCCUAGCGGCCAACCUGGCCGCUGCUCUGCCCUUANNAGCGAUCGACCUGUCCAUGGUCAUGGACACUCCCGANCCAACAUAUUCUGAGGCUGUGGGUGCUGCUGCUCAGACGAUCACCUAUGAUACUGCUUCCCUCAUAGCCGUCGCUAGUGCCGCUGCCUCAUCUGUCAGCAUCGCGGUUAGCGAUGUCUUGUCCCAGACUGCAAUUAUCUCAAAGCGAGCAGCGGCUACUACCACCUGCGUGCCCCAACUUACUGGAGCGACUUCAGCCCCCACCUACUCCGCGGGUGAUGACAACGCAGCCAAUUUUCUUGCGAAUACCUACUAUGCCUCUGUUGCUUCCGCAGCUCCUACUCCCUCUGGCUACGACCAAGCUUUUGUAAAUCAGCAAGCUUCAUGCAAUGCUCGAUGCACCGAUAAGAAUGGCUGCGUUUCGUUCAACAUGUACUUUGAGCGCGAUCCCUCCGGUCCGGUAUCUCAAGACAACGCUGUGAACACGGGGUACACAUACAAUGACUUUACUGUCGUUAUUGCUGGCUCUAACGGUUAUGUCACUACUCAAAUCGAGACACCUGCUGGAUACCAGGCUGGCACUCCCUAUGGUGACUUCGCUAUCAAUGCGCCGUAUGAUGCUCAAGGUUACAACACUUUCAUGGGCGCCAGAAUCUUUACCUCAACUUGGGAAGUGGCUACCUGCGCAGCAUAUUGUGACUCCCAAACUGCUUAUAACAAGGCAACAGCCCCGACCGAUGGUACCCCUUACAAGAUCUGCAACUUCUUCAACACCUAUGUGUUGACAGAAUACAUGGCCAACGGCACUGUCGUUCCUCAAGGACAGUACUGCUCUCUAUAUACCGAAGCCUGGAACAGUACAUACGCAGUCAACGGCGGACAAUGGUGGGGAGACAACCAGUAUCUUGUCAGCUACAGCUUUGGCUAUCCUAAGCUUGAUCCUGGCAUCGAUCCAUCCGUUGGUGAUGCUGUGGGUGCAGAGCAUCAAGCUGUUGCCGACAUUGAAUGGGCUUCUCUCCAGCCAUUCUGCUCUUCGUAUCUCGGUUACACGGCGCAAACUACGACUGUCACAACCACUACUACGAGCACUUUGGGAGCCACUUCUACGAUGCCGCAAACGACGACAAACGCAGCUCAAAAUCAGCCAACAGCUCAAAAGCAGAAGCGUGCUCUGUCCACACCAGAUGUUUUAACCAAGUACCCGGCCACGAUCGUGUCUUCUGCUUGCCAGCUUCAAGCUACACACCCAGCGCCGUCUACAAUUGUCGUCACUGUCACGACGACUACAAUCGCCACUGCCACCUAA